Messenger RNA from Grus americana (Whooping crane), 2440 nucleotides. RefSeq names its product epoxide hydrolase 3 (gene EPHX3). Bases 1090 to 2394 code for a protein of 434 amino acids. The transcript has 6 exons. NCBI's taxonomy places the organism in Eukaryota, Metazoa, Chordata, Aves, Gruiformes, Gruidae. Gene Ontology annotation, molecular function: hydrolase activity. The record is from RefSeq and is a predicted model, not a curated record.
GGGGACAUGGGGACACCCUGGGGACGGGCCACCCAUGGGGAUGGGACACCGUGGUCCUGGGUCACCCCGGUGACAGGGCACCCCAGGGAUCGGCCACCCUGGUGACGUGGGGGUGACAUGGGCACCCUGGUGAUGGGACACGCUGGUGAUGGGUCAUGCUGGUGAUGUGGCACCUUGGUGACAUGGGACCCUCGUGCCAUGGCCACCCUGGUGAUGGGACACCCUGAUGGCAGGACCAUCAUGGGGACCUUGGUGCCAUGGGGCAUGGAGGUGCCAUGGCCACCCUGGUGAUGGGCCACCGUGGUGAUGUGGCACUUGGUGACAUGGGACCCUCAUGCCAUGGCUGCCCUGGUGAUGGGGGACCUUGGUGACAUGGCCACCAUGGGGACAGGCCACCCUGGUGAUGGGACACCCUGAUGGCAGGACCAUCAUGGGGAUGGGCCACCUUGGUGACAUGGGACCCUGGUGAUGGGGGACCCUGGUGCCAUGGCCACCCUGGUGAUGGGACACCUUGGUGACAUGGGACCCUCGUGCCAUGGCCACCAUGGGGAUGGGCCACCCUGGUGAUGGGCCACCCUGAUGGCAGGACCAUCAUGGGGACCUUGGUGCCAUGGGGCAUGGAGGUGACAUGGCCACCCUGGUGAUGGGCCACCGUGGUGAUGUGGCACUUGGUGACAUGGGACCCUCAUGCCAUGGCUGCCCUGGUGAUGGGGGACCCUGGUGACAUGGCCACCAUGGGGGUGCCAUGACCACCAAGGGGACAGGCCACCCUGGUGAUGGGCCACCCUGAUGGCAGGACCAUCAUGGGGAUGGGCCACCUUGGUGCCAUGGGACCCUGGUGACAUGGCCACCAUGGGGAUGUGACACCCUGGUGAUGGGACACCUUGGUGACAUGGGACCCUCGUGUCACAGCCACCAUGGGGGUGCCAUGGCCACCAUGGGGAUGGGCCACCCUGGUGCCAUGGGACCCUGGUGCCAUGGCUGCCCUGGUGAUGGGACACCCUGGUGAUGGGACACCCUGAUGGCAGGACCGUCAUGGGGAUGGGCCACCUUGGUGACGUGGGACCCUGGUGAUGGGGGACCCUGGUGAUGGGCCACCUUGGUGACGUGGGACCCUCGUGUCACAGCCACCAUGGGGGUGCCAUGGCCACCAAGGGGAUGGGCCACCCUGGUGCCAUGGGACCCUGGUGCCACGUGUCAUGUCCCCCCCCCCCCGCAGGUGACACGGUGUCCCCCCCCGCCAUGCUGCUGUCCCUCUGCACGCUGCUGCUGGCCCCCACCCGGCUGCUGCUGGCCCUGCGGCGCCUGCUGGCCCGGCUGGGGGUGACGGUGGCCGCAGCGGCGGCCGGGGUGGCCUACGGGCUGUGGGGGCUGGGGGUGCUGCUGCGUCGGGGACCCCGCGGCACCUUUGGGUGGCGGGUGAGGGACCGGCCCCCCCCCGGUUUGGCCGACGGCACCUUUGGGGAGCACCGGUACCUGCGCCUGCAGGACUCGGGGCUGCGGCUCCACUACGUCACCCGGGGUCCCACCACGGCCCCGUUGAUGCUGCUCCUCCACGGAUUCCCCCAAAACUGGUUCUGCUGGAGGCAUCUCCUGCAGGAGUUCAGCACCCGCUACCGGGUGGUGGCCUUGGACCUUCGGGGUUACGGAGCUUCUGAGAAGCCACCAGGGAAGGACAGCUACAGGCUGGAGGUCCUCCUGGAGGACAUCCGCCAGGUCAUCGAGAUCUUGGGGACGCCCAACGGGCAGGGUGAGGUGACAUCGGCCACCGACGCCACCGCGGCAUCCCCCAAGUGUAUCUUGGUGGGACAUGACUGGGGUGGACUUCUCGCCUGGGAGUUGGCCGCCAGCCAUCCAGCCUUGGUGGAGAAGUUGGUCAUCAUGGAUGCUCCUCACCGGGCCAUCAUGACGGGUUUCACCGCCUGCCACCCCUCCCAGCUCCUCCGCUCCAGCUACGUCUUCCUCUUCCAGCUGCCCUGGCUGCCCGAGCUCCUCCUCUCCUUGGCGGACUUUGAGCUGGUGAAGACCAUCCUGACGGGACCUUGGACGGGGAUCCAGAAUCCGGCGCAGCGGUUGACGGAGCAGGAGGUGGACGCCUACCUCUACAGCCUCUCCCAACCGGGGGGCCUCACCCCCCCCAUCCACUACUACCGCAACCUCUUCCGGGACACCCCGAUUCCCCGCGAGCCCCCCCCGCCCCCCACCCUGCUGCUGUGGGGCACCCAUGACGCCUUCCUGGACGCCCGCCUGGCGCCCUGCCUGCGCUGCUGCCUGCGCCCCUCUGCCCGCCUCUGCCUGCUGCCUGGCGCCAGCCAUUGGCUGCCCGAGGAGCAGCCCCACCCCCUCGCCCAGCUGAUUGGUGACUUCCUGGAUGGGGGUGACCAGCACCCCUAGGGGCACCCAUGGGUGCUCCCCUACCUUUGGGGGAAAGAAGGUGGGA